AAACUUAUUAUGAUUGUUGACUGAUAAUGUUAUGAUUGUUGACUGAUAUGCUAACAUUCUUUUGAAUUAUUCCAUCUUAUGUUAUUGGGAUAAGAUGUUGCUCCUGUCUUAUGUUCUGGUUCUCUAUCAUUCUUAUUCUUGAUUAUUGAGGUUUAGUGCGAUUUAGUCCAAGAAACCUCAUAAAAUUAAUCAAAAAUCAAAGCCUAAUUAGGGUUCCUACUUUCUAUCCUGGCUAUAGUGGCCAAUUACUUGGGAAAUUUCUCUGCCUCAUAUCCUUUCUUUCUUCCUAUAUUUAUUUUAUGUAGUUAGUUGAUGAGCUGUUUAUUACUUUUCAAUUUAACUAAUGGCUUGGUCCACGCCUACUACACCAAUCAAAUAUCUUCUUGCUUCCCAAGUUUCUUAUUUAUUUAUUUAUUUUUCCAAAAGUCAAAUCCAACCCCCAUUAUAAAAGCGGGGCCAUAACCAUCGUUCUAUUCAAGCUCAAACCAUUUUCAAGUUGGCCAAACAUAACAUGAAGAGAGAGGGUCGCCAACAUGGGAUGGUUCGGACCCAUCGCAUCCUACCAUCCCGAUUGAAUCCCAGACCCGCUACCAGAUUUGUCAACGAGUUCGACUUACCCCCAACAGCCGGAUUGUUCACCAAAGUCUCAUCCAAGCCCACCAACCACUCCAAGUUCACCGGAAAGUGUUGCAAGGCUCGCUGCAACGGCUGCCAUAUGCACCCGGUUUGCAAGGCCAAGGACAAGACCAAAGGGACCCAGAAGCUCAGAUCUUGUGACGUCGUUUCCAAUCAUAGGUUGGUCACUUGGAGGGUCGUGGAGGGUCGGCAGGGGUUGAAUUUUUCUGGCUACUCUGCUUCGGGUAUUCUGGAUCAGCUGGAGGAUGAUGAUGAUGGUGAUAGAGAUGUGGAUGAGCAUGAUGGUUCAUGUGCUGGUGGUGAUUUUGAUCAUGUGGUGAUGGGAUUUCAGCCGAUCAAAGCAGAGAUUGUGAUACAUAAUAGUGAUCAUGAUGAUGACGAAAAUGGUAAUCAUGGUGGUGAUGAUGUUGAUGAUGAUGCAAUAAGCUAUUGUAAUGUGGGUUUUGUGAUGGACGAAGCAGAAGGAGAUGAGGAUUGGUGUCUGGUGGGGGAAAUGUGAUGUAAAGACCGAAGAUUGUUCAUCAUGUCUUAUUCCUUUUCCAUAACAGUGUUAUGCUUUUUAAAUUGUAUAUUUUAUUUGAAGUUGUAAUUGAAGUCCAAAUAAAACAAAUAAAAAAAAAAUUGUAAUUCACUAUUUCUCUUUGUUUAUCUACCAAAAAAAAAAAAAAAAAAACUUUGUUUU
This is a messenger RNA of Ziziphus jujuba (common jujube), 1318 nucleotides long. RefSeq lists its product as uncharacterized. The transcript has a single exon. The coding region runs from base 512 to 1135 and encodes 207 amino acids. The record is from RefSeq and is a predicted model, not a curated record. Lineage: Eukaryota; Viridiplantae; Streptophyta; Magnoliopsida; Rosales; Rhamnaceae.